AGCCAUUUUGGUUUGGCCCUGGCGGCGAGAGCGGGGCGGGGGCGCCAUGUACACGGAGGUGGAGGAGUGCUUGGGCCAUGACCCGCCCGAGCUGUUGCAGGUGGGCGAGGGCAUGCGGCGGCUCGACUUCCUGGCCAGCGACGUGCUCCUGCGCCCCGAGUGGGUGCUGAUCGGAGCGGCACUCGUCUUGCAGUACCAUGCCAUGAUCUUCUGGAAAGGGUGCUCCCUGUGUGGCAAGUACGGGGGCCGCAGCGGCAGCACCUGGCUCCGCACCGUGGGGCGGCAGCUGAUGAUCCUCCAGUUCUACUUCUGCAGGUCGCCCUGGGUCGCGCUCCCGCGCGAGAACCCGGUCCGAUGGAGCAUGGGGGUCGUGAUCUGCGACGUGUACUUCAUGGAAUGGUGCGCGCACGCCCUCAGGUGGCUGCAGGGCGGUGCCAGCAGCUUCUGGCAGGAGAUGGACUACAACAAGGUCGCCAGGCAGAAGGUGAUCAGGAGCGCCUACAUGGACUUCUCCCAGUCGCUGGCGGACAUCUCGCUGCUGGUCUUCUGCCAGGGGGCACGGUGGCGGAUUAUGUUCUACCUCGUCAUCAACACCGACGAGGAGACGCACGAGGACUGCAACGGGUCGAUGCUGCAGUGGAUUGUCUCGGUCUCGGUGGUCCUCGAGUCCGGCCUUGACGAGGUAGUCGUCGUCGUCGUCGUCGUCGUCGUCGUCGUCGUCGUCGUCGUCGUCGUCGUCGUCGUCGUCGUCGUCUUUCUCCUCUCCGCUGCUUCUUGUCCUCUUCGUCCUCAUGCUCUCGACGAGGUCGGCAACCCGUAUCAACCAGGUCACUGGUUGGCAUCUCGGGAGGCCCUCGCUCAGGCGGGAACCAAGCUUACUCCGAUUGCGUGGUGGCUUCGGAGAUCCUUCGACUUCCUGGUGAACUCGCUCUUCAGGGAGAUGCUGCUGGGAGUGAUUCCCGUGCUGCUCUGCGUCGUCCCGCCGCUGGACAUGGUCAAGGACGCGCUCGCGAUCCUCUUCAUCUGCAACAUGGGCCAGCUGGACACUCCAAUGAGCAUCGAGGAGAUGCUCGAAAAGAGGAGGGAGCCGCAGCUCGACUACUUCGACACAGAGGACUGAGGCCGCGAACGCGCGGCCCCUCUCCCCCCCGCCGCGGGGUCGUGUGCAGAUCCCCCCCGGGCAUCGGACGCGUGCACCUGCGCAGCGCCGGCCAUGGAGCCGCCGCCUGAUGGCGAGGAGGAUGGCCCUCGCACCCGCCCGUGGAGUGCUGGUGCGCGAGAGCACCGCCCAUGGAGUGCUGGCGCGCAUCCUGCCCCCCCCCCCCCCUCCCCCCUCGACCUCUGUCUCCCCGCAUGUCGCCGCGCCGGUUGCUCCGACGCGCGGCCUUCCGCCUGGGGCAGGGCGCCUCGGCCACCGGGGCAAACGCCGC
This is a messenger RNA of Prorocentrum cordatum, 1430 nucleotides long. NCBI's taxonomy places the organism in Eukaryota, Dinophyceae, Prorocentrales, Prorocentraceae. The record is from the annotation of a GenBank genome assembly.